Messenger RNA from Symbiodinium necroappetens, 846 nucleotides. The record is from the annotation of a GenBank genome assembly. NCBI's taxonomy places the organism in Eukaryota, Dinophyceae, Suessiales, Symbiodiniaceae.
AUGCCUCGCGGUCCAGACGUUGAUCCGGACCUCUUGGAUGAGCCAGCCUACAAAAGCAUGACGCAAGAAGAAGCCAUAGACCUGGUACAGAGAGGUGCAACUGUGAAUUUCCACGGACAGCAUGGGCGAAUGCCUCUGCAUAAGGCAUCGGAGAAAGCCUUUCCCUAUCUGGUCAAGGCUUUGUGCGAAGCUCGUGCAGAUCCAGAUGGCAGAGAUCAGUUUGGUGAGACACCAUUGCAUCUCCUGGCGAAGUCUGGUACCUGGGACGAAGCGAUACCAGCAUCAAGACGUUGUGAAACUAUCCAGAUGCUGCUUCAGCAUGGUGCCGAUGUUCAUGCCGUAAACCCUCGUGGACGUGGAGUUCUGCAUUUGGCUGUCACUGAACAUGAUGACGCUGCCAUUGAGACUUUCAUUGAAGGCAUGGCGGACAUCAAUGCUCAAGACCUGGCGGGCUUUACUCCUCUCAUGUGGGCAGCUGGAAGGGACAGCACCGACUGUGUCAAGAUGUUGCUGGACUGUGAGGCCGACAUGAACGUCAAAGCAGCACGAGGGCAGACUGCAAUGACGUUUGCCUUGACAAAUGGGUGCAAUGCAAUCGUAGACAUGCUGGAGAAGCAUCAGGCCAUUCUUGAUGCGGAGGAGGCCAAGCGAAUCAAAGAACGAGGUGAAAGCCGCAGCGAGGAAGCGCAGGAGGAACGGCACGAAGAGCUGCAGCUUCCUAGACCAGAUUGGGCCUGCAAACACGAGAAGCCGGAGAACCUGCAAGCCUAUGCCGGUCGGGUCUACGCAGAGGCCAGGCCAGACAGGCAUUCGAAUGUAUAUGUGGAAGCCAGACCUCGCUCUUGA